AUGGCUUCAGAAGAGGCUGCUGACCUGGGAGUGCAGCCCAUCACCCCCACAGAUCCCACUGCCCCCUCUGUCCCCACCCUUACCACAACUCCUGCAGCCCCCACAGACCCCACUGCCCCCUCUGUCCCCACCCUUACCACAACUCCUGCAGCCCCCACAGACCCCAUUGCCCCCUCUGUCCCCACCCCUGCAGCCCCCACAGCCCCCACCAGUUGCAAGAAGAGCCGGAAGAAAAAGAAGGAGAAGGCUGAGGCCAAGGAAGUUGCCCAGGAGGGAGGGGACGAGAUGGCAGGGCGGGUGGCUGCGAUYGAGGGUCUCACACGAGCCGGGCAGCAGGCACUGGCCCUGGGUGCCAGGCGGGAGGCAGUGGGGUGUUUCAGGAAGGCUCUGCUGCUCUCUGAGGACACAGUGAGUCCCCAGCUCCACAGGGCUUGUGCCUUCAACCUGGGGGCUGCCUAUGUGGAGACUGGYAAGCCCAAAAAGGCCCUUGAGUUCCUCCUCCAGUGCCAGUCCUCAGAGGCAGAGAGCGGGGAGCACUUGGGAAGCCUUCAUUUCAACGCCGGGGCGGCUCAUGAAGGGCUKGAGGAUUUUCCAAAGGUUCUGGAGUGUUCUGACAGAGUCACCAGCCAUGACAGCGCUGAGCAGGCUGGCAGCAGAGCAGAGACCAGCGUGCAGAUGGGCUGCUGCUACCUGGGGAUGCGGGACCCGGCUCGAGCCGCGCGCUGUUUCCUGGAUGCAGCACAGGCCUAUGUGGCUACAGAGAGCCAUGAGGCUGCAGCCGUGGCUCUGAGCAGGGCCAGCAGCUCCAUGCUGCAGAGCCGGYGCUUUCGGGAGGCAGAGAUCGCCGGGGUUCUUGCCCAGUGCCGCUCGCUCUGUGAGAGCAUUCCCAACUCGGCUCUGCAAGGGAAACUCUACAACGACAUCGGCCUUGGUUAUUCCCAGCUCCACAUCUUCUCGCUGGCUGUGGAGAGCUUUGAGCAGGCCCUGGGGCUUUGUGGCGGGGAGUCGGAGCAGGAUCAGCACCAGGAGGCUGCGCUGCUGCAGAAUUUGGGUGCUGCUCACAACGCCCUGCGCAGCUUCGGCACGGCGCUGGGCUGGCACCGGCGAGCAGCCGCGCUGCACGGUGCUCUGGGGAACCGCUGGGCGCAGGGGCAGUGCUUUGGGAACCUGGCRUACGCCUGCAGCCAGCUCGGGAACCACAGGGCUGCCGCGGAGAACUACCUGCACGCCCUGCAAGCCUUCCAGGAUUCGGGAGACUUGGAGGGGCAGUGGCAAGCGUGCGAGGGGCUGGGCACAGCGUGCUUCCACCUGGGAGACCCCCAGAGAGCCAUCGGGCACUAUCAGGAGGCUCUGAUUCUGCUUUCCCGSUGUCAGGACACCCCCAGAGCUGCCCACAAACGGGUUGUGCACAAGCUCACGGAUGCCAUCCAGCACCGGCUGCGCCUCAGCCACCUCUCCUUCCAGAGGGGCUGGGCUCCCACCCCAGCCCUGGUGAGCAUCACCCGGGGCAUGGGACACUCUGUGGGGCUGGGAUCCCAAUGAGAGUUGUGGCAAGAGGUGCCYGAGUUUGCUGGGCAGAGGGAUACACGUGUUAAUCCCAUCA
Messenger RNA from Malurus melanocephalus (red-backed fairy wren), 1603 nucleotides. RefSeq names its product tetratricopeptide repeat domain 24 (gene TTC24). The transcript has 5 exons. NCBI's taxonomy places the organism in Eukaryota, Metazoa, Chordata, Aves, Passeriformes, Maluridae. The record is from RefSeq and is a predicted model, not a curated record. Bases 1 to 1542 code for a protein of 513 amino acids. Gene Ontology annotation, molecular function: protein binding.